This is a messenger RNA of Durio zibethinus, 4313 nucleotides long. NCBI's taxonomy places the organism in Eukaryota, Viridiplantae, Streptophyta, Magnoliopsida, Malvales, Malvaceae. The record is from RefSeq and is a predicted model, not a curated record.
UCCUGCAAAAGUAGGUUAAAUAAAGCCAAGGUUUCUUUUUUUUUUUUUUUUCCUUUUUGCCUGAACAGUGAGGGAUCAUUAUGAUCCAGUUUAGUUUAGCCAUUUGGUCAAAACAGACUGCUGCAACAAUGAAAUACAGGUUUCUAGCUCACGUUAGCUGGUCUUCUUUGAGCCUAGAAUGACCUCUGAUCCAAUUAGGAGAUCUGAGAUCAAAGGAGUUGGGGCAAAAAUGGAUGACCGAGUUGAAUCAGACAUGGAAGAGGUAAAUCAAAAGGAGAGCACAAUGGAUUGGAGGAAUCUAUUUGCAGCCUCAGUGGAUCAAGCGUUAGAGUACUUUCCCCCUCAACAGACAGAUGGCAGAAUAACUGUAAAACCUCCUGAUGUCUUCGAGGAAGGUAUCCAUCAAUGGCAAAGCUUGCUGGUAGCUCAGUUCAUUGGGAGGAUGCCAAAUUUCAAUUUAUUUCAAAAGAUGGUUAAUGUUUUAUAGGGGAAAAGCGGUUUAAUUGAGAUCAAGCCUGCUGGAAUGAAUCUGUUUGUCAUUCAAUUCCCAAAUGAGGAAGUUAGGGAUUGGGUGAUAGAACAUGGACCAUGGCAUAUCCAGAACAAACCAUUGAUUGUUCGGAAAUGGGAGCCAGGAAUGCGAUCAUUAGAGUUUAAUAUGGAAAUGCUGCUAGUAUGGGUGCAAUUGGGCAAUAUACCACUUGAGCUCUAUACGAAAAGGGACUUAGCUAUAUAGCUAGCGCCCUAGGUAAUCCAUUAUAUAUGGAUUCAAUCACUGCAAAUAAGCAGAGACUGGCAUAUGCAAAGAUUUGUAUUGAGAAGAAGGCAAGUAUGGAAGUGCCAAAGUUCAUUGAUGUGGAAAGGAGGGAUGGAUCAAUUAUGUCUGUUUCAGUAGAAAUUCCAUGGAUGCCCCAGAAAUGCAAGCACUGUUGUAUAUUUGGGCACAAUGAUAAAACUCGUACAAAGACAAUAAAGAUAGAAGCAAUGGUCUGGGUGCCUAAAUAUAAGGGUAAUAUGGCUAUGCAGGAGGCAAAGAUGACUGAAGUGGAUGAGUUACAACCAGAUAGUGCCAUAAGGAAAAAUGAGGUUCUGAUUGCACUCCCAACUGCUAGAGCAGGCUCUGUUAAUAGAUUCUCGAUCUUAGAAGCUCUGCAGGAAUCAGAAUUGGUAGUGGACGAAGGCAGUGUACAUCAGAGUUCUAAAAAUGAGGCUGAAGAGAUAAUUCCAUUCUCACCAAGGAAACAGAGAGCAGUAGCUGCAGGUGUUGCUGAUUUAAUGAAGGCCCUUAAAAACAAGAAGAAAGGUCCAGUUGAUAAGGGGAAGAAGGUUAAGGCAGAAGCCACUGCCUCUGGAUGUAAGCCUAGUUGUUCUUCAACAUGAAACUGAUAGUAUGGAUUACUAGAGGACUUAAUGAUCCUUCGAAGACAAAAGAGUGUUGUAGAUAGAAUAAAUAGAAUGAGGGCAGAUAUUGUGUGUUUAUUAGAAACUAGAAUAAAGCAUCAUAAAAUGCAGCCUGUGCUGGAAAAGCAUUUUCGUGGUUGGGUUAUUCUUCACAAUUAUGCAGCAUCUCCAAACAGAAAGAUGUGGAUAUUCUGGACAGAUCAUGUACAAGUAGAUCUACUAGAGUUUUCUGAGCAAAGUAUUACUUGUGUGUUACAAUAUGAAAUCAGGAAAGUUUAUUUUUCUGCCAUUUAUGGGAGUAAUGAUGGUGUUCAAAGAAAGGACUUGUGGUUGAACUUAUCUCAUAUCGGUGGUAUAGUGCAAGACAACCAUUUUGGCUGGGGAUUUUAACGUCAUAGUCCAUCCCUCUGAAAGCUCAGAUUAUAAUGGAGUUCGAUCAGUAAACUCAGAGAUGAAAGAUUUUCAGAAUUGCUUAACUCAACUAGGCUUGUAUGAUCAUGCUUAUGUUGGACCUCAAUAUACUUGGUCUAACCAUCAGUUAGGAAGUUACUUAGCAAGGAAGUUGGAUAGAUUUACUUGGACCUCAAUUUACUUGGUCUAACCAUCAGUUAGGAAGUUACUUAGCAAGGAAGUUUUGAUCAAUGACUCUUGGCUUUCAACUCUCCCACAGUCGCAUGUUGAGUUCUUAGCCCCAGAAGUCUCUGAUCACAAUGCUACACUUGUCAAACUCAGCAUGACAAUUCAAUUCCCUCCAAAGCCUUUUAAGUUUUUUAACUAUCGGACAGGGAAUCCGAAGUGCAAGUUAAUUGUGGAAAGAUCAUGGGAAAACCCUAUCAAAGGUAGCCCAAUGCUAAUAUUGCAUAAGAAGUUAAAGAGGUUGAAACUGGAGCUCAGGAAGUUCAAUCUUCAAAGCUAUGGAAAUCUGUCUGGUAGAGUGCAGGCAAAGAGGAAAGAGCUGGAAGUAAUGCAGAAAGCCAUUCUAACUCAAAACCCACCAAAAGAACUGGUUAUGACUGAGAGAAGUCUAUAUGAAGAACUCAAGGACCUGAUGAAGGCUGAAGAGAGUUAUUAUAGGCAGAAAUCAAGAAUAAGAUGGCUGUAAGAUGGUCAUCAAAAUACAAAAAUUUUCCACAGACUGGUAGCAGCAAAGCAUAAAAAGAAUACCAUACGAGUCUUAAUGGAUCCAGAAGGGAAGAGAUUGGAUACAUUUGACCAGAUUUCGCAGGAAGCAAUCUCCUCCUUUCAGAAGUUAAUUGGAACUAAGGAUCAAAAUGUUACAGGAUGCACACAUGAGUUUUUGGCAGAGCUCUUUCAAGAGACCUUAUCUACAAAGGCUCAAGAUUUUCUCAUACAACCAGUAACUAAAAAGGAAAUUUAGAAGACAAUGUUUUCAUUGAAUGGAGAGAAAUCCCCAGGCCCUGAUGGUUUUACGGCACAUUUCUUCAAACAAACUUGGAGCAUUGUGGGAGAUGAGGUUACUAAGGCUAUAGAGCAUUUUUUUUUUUCAAACUGGGAAUAUGCUACCUGCUUUCAACUCUACAAUAGUAGCAUUAGUUCCUAAAUGCAACAAUCCUAAUAGUACAAGGGAUUACAAACCGAUUUCUUGCUGCACCACAAUCUACAAAUGUAUCACUAGGAUUCUGGCUAAUUGGUUAAAGAAAAAUCUGCUUGGGAUGAUAAGUAGUAAUCAAAGUGCAUUUAUAGAAAAUAGAUCACGGAUAAUGUAUUGCUAGCUCAAGAAAUGGUUCGAGGAUAUGGCAGAUCCACUUUAUCUCCAAGAUGUGCAAUCAAGAUUGAUCUUCAGAAGGCUUUUGAUUCAGUGGACCGGACCUUCAUACUCUCAGUCUUGCACGCAAUGAAGCUACCAAAUCAGUUUAUAGGAUGGAUAAGAAGUUGCAUUACUACUUUUUUCUUUUCUUUAUCGCUUAAUGGUGGACUAGUAGGCUAUUUUAAAGGAGUAAGGGGAGUGCGGGAGGGAGAUCCACUUUCCCCUUACUUGUUUGAUCUAGCUAUUAAUGUUCUUUCCAGAAUAUUGGAUGCUGCUGCCGAAGCUGGUGUCUUUGAUUAUCAUCCUAAAUGCAAAAGAAUUAAAUUAACUCACCUUUGCUUUGCUGAUGACUUGUUGAUUUUCGCAAAGGGAACAUUGGACUCAAUGGCAGGGAUAAAGGUGGUGUUAGAGGCAUUUUAUACUAUGUCUGGUCUACAGUUGAACUGUGAGAAAAGUGAGCUUUAUCAGGCAGGGUUAGCAGGGAAGAACUUGCCAGAAUCCAGCAAGCUUCUGGGUUUAAGAUUGGUACGUUACCAGUUAGGUACCUUGGGGUCCCAUUGGUAACUAGAAGGCUCACAGAGAAAGACUGUGCACCCUUAGUUGACAAGAUAAUAGCAAGGAUUAAUAGUUGGGCUACAAGACACUUAUUAUACGCUGGCAGGUUACAACUAGUGCAGUCAGUGCUUUUUAGUGUGCAUAACUAUUGGUGUAGGCAUUUCAUUCUCCCAAAACAUGUGCUGAAGAGGAAAGGAAAAGAAGGAUCAGCAAAAGGAGCUCGAGUAAACUGGCAGGCAAUAUGCUAUCCCAAGAGGGGGGCUCAAUGUUAAAGAUAUCUUGACCUGAAAUCUAGCUUGUGUCUUGCAGAACAUCUGGUCGAUAAUUGCAAAAGCUGGUUCUUCGUGGAUUGCUUGGAUUGAAGCUUAAUAAUUGAAAGGGAGCAACAUAUGGCAAGUAGCAGCCAAGCAAACUAGUAGUUGGAAUUGGAGGAAAUUGCUUCAAAUAAGGCAGAUUGUGCAAAGCUUCAUCAAAAGGGAAAAUGGAGUGGAGGUAUGGCCAUUUCCAAAAGGACGUUAUGACACUACCAUGGUAUGGAAAAAGAUCAGACCACAAUAACGGAAAGUGAGGUGGCAGAAACUAAUAUGGU